This is a messenger RNA of Talaromyces rugulosus, 1434 nucleotides long. RefSeq lists its product as uncharacterized. Gene Ontology annotation, molecular function: pyridoxal phosphate binding; carboxy-lyase activity. NCBI's taxonomy places the organism in Eukaryota, Fungi, Ascomycota, Eurotiomycetes, Eurotiales, Trichocomaceae. The record is from RefSeq and is a predicted model, not a curated record. Gene Ontology annotation, biological process: amino acid metabolic process. Bases 1 to 1434 code for a protein of 477 amino acids. The transcript has a single exon.
AUGAAUGGUAUUCAGAACCAAGAGCCAAAUCCCAUUGCGGAUGCCAUCAAGCAAAUAACAGAUCAUUACCUCCGCGAAGCCAGCGACCCCGAGAAUCAGCCAAUAUGCAAAGUGGCCGAUACGGAGACUGCCAGUAUUCUGACCGAGAAAUAUGCGCUUCCCGAUGAUACCCCUCAUGAAAUCGAGGAUGUAUUAAAGGAAGCCAUUGAAGUCAACGACUACCGAAUCCGUAACGGUCACCCGCGUUUCUUUGGAUUCAUACCGUCCCCGAUAUUGCCUGUCGCCUGGCUUGGGGAUGUGGUGUCUUCAGUAUUCAAUGUCCACGCUGGAUCACGCAUGCAGAGCUCUGGCGCGAGUGCAAUUGAGAAGAGUCUAAUCCAUUGGAUGGCGACAGCGGCAGGCUUGCCUGCAGAGACCGCCGGCGGUAUCUCUGUAUCCGGAGGGUCGAUGGCGAACCUGACGGCCAUGAUCCUAGCCCGCGACAACAAACUGCCUCUGGAUAAGAUGCAGGUUGGUGUUGCGUACGUCUCCGAUCAGACUCAUUCCUCUGUUGCCAAAGGCUUGCGCGUUCUCGGUUUCCGUGCCGACCAAGUGCGCAAAGUGCCCAGUAAUGAUAAGUUCCAGCUAGACAUUCAAGCGCUGGAAGAUGCAAUUAAGACUGAUCGCGAUAGCGGCUUGUACCCCUUUAUGAUUAUUGCCACCAGUGGAACAACAAACACUGGAGCAAUUGACCCCAUAGACGCAAUUACAGAAAUUGCUCGGCGCGAGGACCUCUGGGUCCAUGUCGACGGUGCUUAUGGGGCUUCGGCAAUCCUGUCCAAGACUCGCCGCAAGUUGUUCAAUGGUCUUGGCAAAGUAGACAGUAUUUCAUGGGAUGCCCAUAAAUGGCUAUUCCAGACUUAUACGUGCAGUUUUGUGCUUGUCCGAGACAAAUCCUUACUCAGCAAGAGUUUCCACACAAGUGCCGAGUAUGUCCAGGACGCCACGGACAUGGACUACAUACCAAACUACUGGAAUUUCGGAAUAGAACUGACACGACCUGCGCGAGCAACAAAGUUCUGGUUCACCCUUCGUGUUCUCGGCCUCGACAAGAUUAGUUCAAUGCUCGACCAUGGGAUAGACCUUGCCGAGUACGCGGAACAACAGGUGCGGAAAUUGCCUCAAUGGCAGAUCACCAGCCCGGCCAGCCUGGCCAUCGUUACCUUUCGACACGUACCGGAAGGUAAAACAGAUGCUCAAUUGGAUGAAUUGAAUACGAAAAUAUCACAGCAGCUACUGGCUGAGAAUGUGGCGGGUGCGUUGACAACAAGAGUUCAUGGUAGGGUGGUCUUGCGCAUGUGCUCGAUUCAUCCGGAACUAAGCAGGGAUAGCAUGAAAGACAUUGUGGCGCGCAUGCAUGACAUUGGCCAAGAGUUAGCGUCCUGCAUGCCAUAA